This is a messenger RNA of Anguilla anguilla (European eel), 6126 nucleotides long. It is a transcript of the gene washc2c, whose product is annotated as WASH complex subunit 2C. The transcript is spliced from 31 exons. Gene Ontology annotation, biological process: protein localization to endosome; retrograde transport, endosome to Golgi. NCBI's taxonomy places the organism in Eukaryota, Metazoa, Chordata, Actinopteri, Anguilliformes, Anguillidae. Gene Ontology annotation, molecular function: retromer complex binding; phosphatidylinositol phosphate binding. The record is from RefSeq and is a predicted model, not a curated record. Gene Ontology annotation, cellular component: WASH complex; early endosome. The coding region runs from base 148 to 4269 and encodes 1373 amino acids.
CGUGUCAGCUGAUAACCUACAGCACACACAGAACAUGGCCGACCUGUCAGAAAACCGAUGAGAAAACGGGACAUUAAAGCUUCGUUGUAGCGCACAGUCUUAAAAAUAAAGUGAAAAGCAGUACCCGAAGAACGUUACUGCCAAAAGAUGAGUGCAGUGUCGCCGGCCGUGCCUAACGGGCCUAACGGGCCUAGUGAACAGAACGGGACGGGUGAGCAGGUGUGGGAGAGGCCAUGGUCCUUGGAGGAGAUUCGCAAGACCAGCGCUAACUGGUCUCUGGCUGCUGACUCUGGACUCUUCCUAUUCCUCCAAGACUUCUCUCAGAGGAUGCUGUCAAAGACGCAUGAGAUUGAGAAGCAGCUGGACGGCCUAAUCCGGGACACCAAGGCCACAGACUGCUGCCUUCACACUGUCUUCAACGACUUCCUCAUGCUCUCCAACACGCAGUUCAUCGAGAAUCGCGUGUAUGACGAGGAAGUGGAGGAGCCUGUGUCAAAACCUGAAGCUACAGAGAUACAGCCAGAACAGGAGAAAACGCGAGAACAGAAGGAGGCGGAACUCAUUCCUAAAGUCCAGGAAGCGGUGAACUACGGCCUGAGGGUUCUGGAAUCUGCCUUUGAGCAGCUGGAUAUCAAAGCAGGAAACUCGGAAUCGGAAGAUGAAGAAAUCGCUGAUCGAGUUGAGCCGAUACUAGAACCAAAGGACCUGUAUGUGGACAGACCCUUGCCUUACCUGAUAGGAUCUCAGCACUUCAUGGAACAAGAUGACGUGGGGCUUGGAGACCUCUCCAGUGAAGAAAUGUCCAUAGAUAGCGACCGAGACAGCGUCAUUGACAGUGAAGAAGAUAAGAAUGACGAUCAGUCAGAUGACUUUGACCAGGAUGAAGAAGGACAAGGAAGCAUAAAAGAAAAGUCAUCGAUCGCAAGCGAGGAGGAUGAAGAAGAGGAGGAUGAAGAGGAAGACUCUGAUAUAUUUGGAGAAUCUGAUAAAGAUGAAAACGAAGAUGGACAGAGCUCCACUGGCCCUGCAUCGUUUGCAGAUGAACUGGCCGCCCGCAUUAAAGGGGAGGUGCCAAGCAAGCCAGAAGAGGAUCGCUCAUCAUUAAAAUCCUCCACCUCUGCCGCAAAGAAGAAGAGUAAAGGAAAGAAAGAGCCCAAGGCUGUUAAAUCUCAGGCUGCUCCUGAUGAUGAUGACAUGUUCAGUCCUCCAAAAAUGGAGGAUGAGGACUAUUCUCCAUUUGGCGGGAAAGGCGGUCUGUUCAGUGGAGGGAGGGGCUUGUUUGAUGACGAUGAUGAGGGCGAUUUGUUCUCCGAUGCGCCGAAACACCAGCUGGGGGGAACGAGUCCAGUACCAGCUGCUGAAGAUCCUGUAUUAUCCAAGUCCAAUAGGAAGAUUCCCACUGGGGCUGUCUCUAUAUUCCCAGGAAGCAGUCUGUUUGGCCCCCCGGGCAAUGCCUCGGGCUCCUCAGGGGGCAGGGAGAACGGAGGCGCAGCCAAGCCCCAGGCGGCCCCCACCCAGCCCGCCUCGGCCGGGCUCUUCGACGACGAGGACGACGACGAAGAUUUCUUCAGCGGCAGCACUCUGAAAAAGUCCGCUUCUGCUGGGUUUGAGAAACCCAAACAGAAGAAGGUGGAUUUGUUCGGGGGGGUCGAGGACGACGACGACGAUGAAGACGGAGACAUUUUUGGAGCGAGCUCGGGCGCUCCGCCCUCCAGACCGAGCCCAAAGGAGGCAGCUAAGGAGAAUACUCCCCCUGCACCUGAGAAAAAGAUGCCUGCAGGGGCCAUUUCUAUGUUUGGACCCGGUACCAAGAACGUCCUAGUCGAGGGUCUGAAGAGACGUCAGCCCUCCACCAACGAGGAUUCGGAGAAAUCAGAGGAGACGGUAUCCGGGCCUGAUGUUGCCAAACCGUCACCUAAGCCUGCCGUUGCCAAACCAUCACCUAAGCCUGCCGUGAAGCCCCAGAGUGGAGGGCUGUUCUCUGAUGAUGAAGACACACAGAUCUUUCCUUCUGCUGCUAAGUCUCAGACGAGGCCUGAGCCUGCUGUCCAAAGCAAACCCAGCAAAGCUCCGCUUUCUAUAUUCGAUGACGAGGAAGGGGAGGAUCUGUUUUCGACUGCGCCCACUAAAUCCAAAUCGAACCAGGGAAAAAGCGUUUCAGUGCAGAAGCCCAGCAAGCCGGGCUCCAGCGCCCUGUUCAGUGAUGAUGAGCAGGAUCAGUGGAUGAGCAGCAAACCAAGCCAGGUCAAGCCUGAUGUGAAAACAGGCAUGCGAGGCAGCAACAGCGCCCCCUCCAGUCUGCCCAGCGCUAGAGCUGCUCCAAAAGACAGCCUGUUUGACGAGGACGAUGGUGACCAUGACCUCUUCACCGCCACCAAGGAGACCAGUAAGAAGAAGUCCCAGAGAGUGUCUCUACUGUUUGAGGAGGAAGAGGAAGAUGAAGAAGGCAGGAGUUCCCUCUUUGGUUUCCAGCCACCAGCCACAGAAAGCAGUGCCCCUGAUGUGAAAGUUUUGUCUCCAGACUCCAGGCCUCCCUCCGAUCUGGGCAAACAGGAAGAGGAAGGCGUGCAUGGCACAUCGGCGCAGAGCUCGCCGCAGGGAAGUGAGGAGCCCAUAAAGAAGCUGUCAGGGGCCGUCGGCCUGUUUGGAGAACAGAAAGAGGAUGCAGCCAAGCCAACCAAGAGUCCUCUGGAGGACCCAGACAAGGAUGACUUCCUGUAUAAGGACAGCCCUCCUCCCAUGGAGGAAGAGCCCAGAGCCAAGAAGAAUGUUGUGAGCCUGUUUGACGACGACGAAGAUGAUGAGGAAGUAGAGGAGGCUGUGUCUACUUCCAGCCAGCCAGCUGCUAAGAACACGCUCAAGGCCCAGGAGCAGAGGACCCGCACCAAAAGCACCCGGGUCUUCCAGGAUGAGGAGCUGCUCUUCACCCAGAAACUGCAGAAGGACAACGACCCGGACGUGGACCUCUUCUCCACAUCCGUGAAACCCACCAAAGUAGCAGAGAAGCCUAAGAAAGAGGAAGCCCCCGCCCAGCAAGCCCCCAUCCAGCGAGCGAGCACACCUGUGUCUACAGACGCUCAGAAACCUACAAGUCCUGUAAAAUCUAAAGAACCCUCCUCACGGAUUGGAAAGCUCCAAGCUAACCUGGCCAUUCACCCUGCUAGCCUCCUCCCGGGCGCCGUCCCUCGUCUUCCUGGGGCGGUCAGCGUUCUCCCCAGCCUGGCGCCCCCGCCCCCCCAGUCUCACCCCUCAACCCCUGUCCUGGGACAGCCUCCCAGCCCCGCCCUCGCCUCGGUGACCCAGGCGGACAGCGAGGGGGGCGUGAGCUUCGAUACCCCUGCCCAGGUCACCACGCUACAGAGUGCUAACAAGGGUCGUGCCAGAGCAGCUGGGCAGCGGCGGCCGCAGACGCGGGCAGCCAGGCAGCUGGCGGCCCAGCUGUCUGACGAGCUCAGAGAGGAAGGCCAGGAGGAGGGUGGAGCCAGCAGGGCGGGGUCCAGCGUGGCCACGCCCUCCUCUCCUCCCACCGCGAUCAGCGGAGCUCCUCCCAACCCCUCAGCCCCCAGACUGCCAAUCUUCGCCCCAGCAGACAGCGAGGGCGCCAAGCCCAAGAAGCCCCCCACCUCCACCGCCACCGCUGAAGACCACCUCUUCGGGUCUGACAACCUCUUCGCCCCCAUCAGCAAGCAGGCGCCCUCGCCAAAGCCAAAAUCUGCAAGCCCGGAGCAACCAGCCAGGCCGGGCCUAAAGAAAGAGGAGGUCUCGGCCAUCUUUGAUGACCCCGGUGGAGACCUCUUCCAGACAGCCAGGCAGAAACCCGCCAAGAAGCCCAAGGCCAUGCCCUUCCUGGAUGAAGAGGACAACAACAUUUUCGGAGUGGAAAGGAGCACCGCUGUCACGGUUACAAAAGAACCUCCCACAGAAUCCAACCCCUCAAAACAGGACAUUUUUCAGGAUGAAAAGCAAGAAGCUCCCAAGAAGCGGAAAGGAAAAGCUUUGGAUGCGAGCUUAUUUGAUGAUAAUGUGGACAUCUUUGCUGACUUGACUACCACAAUAAAACCAAAAGAGAAGAAGUCAAAGAAGAAAGUCGAAACAAAAUCUAUAUUUGAUGAUGAUAUGGAUGACAUAUUUUCCUCUGGGACCGUAAAACCAGUGGUGAAGCCCCAGUCCAAAUCAAAGAAAAGCCAACCAUCCAAGGACGCCAAUGUGGCAGAAGAUACAUACCACAGCAUUUUUGAUGACCCCCUGAAUGCCCUGGGAGGAAAGUGAAGCAUCUCAAAUGUCAAAAUAGUAAUACUGUGCCGAAAGACUUGUGAUCUGAAGAGCCCGACUCGGGUAGGGUGUAUUAGUGCUGCCCAUAGACUGUUUAUAAACUUCAGUUAAUAAUCUCUACAGAAAAUUAAACUAGUUCACAUAAAUUAACCACUAACUCACAUUGAUAUUCUGAAAGCAUCACUGUUUAAAGAUUUGUUAGCAAUUGUUAACUGUGAUCAGAUAUAUUUCCAUCUGUUUUGUUAUUUUCCAUUGUAGCACUUUAAGCAUAUGUUUAUCUGUCAACAAAUAUUUAAAAAAUAAAAUGCUAAAAUUAUGCUGAAGACCAUUAUAUUUCAUCAGGUGUUAUCAUAUUCAAAUUCGCUCUCCCAUGUCUGGAUGUAUCAUUGCAAAAUUACUAAAUCUAUUUGUUUUUCCCAACUGUACCAUGCAGGCUUUAGCUAAAAACUGUUGAAGUUCUUCAUUUGUGCUAUAAAUUACAUUUUUUUAAAAACUGUUUGUGAGGGUUUAAAUGUCGGGAGAGGUUUUCUUUCAUUUUGAUGUGAAAGACAGCAGCUAUUGUUUUUAUCAUUGUUGUUUUUAUUAUUUAAUGUGAAAUCAGUUACUUAUUUCCAGAUUAUAUAGUAGGAAAUAUAUACAGAAUGAAUAUGCUUAACCCCAUGUCACGCAUAGGUAAUAGUACCUGCCUGGUAGUUGAUGAACGGCGGGUAGAUUACAUACGCGUCGGAAGUAAAUGGUUAAAGUAGUUGCGCAAAACAGUAAGAAAGCGGCUCGUCGCGAUCUCGCCAGUUUCAAAUGUCAAACGCUGUCUCUAGGCGUCAGGAAUACGGUCACGUGUGAAUUGUUGUUGGAGAUGAGGGGCAACAUCCGGGAGACUACAGAAUAAAAGAAUGUUCGUGCAACCGAACGUUUUUUUUGACCCGCCUCUUAAUAAUAUCACUGGUCCUUGCGUUAGCUUGGGCGAGAAAAGCGAACGCGAUUGGCUUGAUUUUAACUUCAAUUAAAAUGUAGUAAUUGCAGGUAGUACCUAAACCGGACUGGUGUAGUUGAUCGCUUAAGGGUAGCAAUUCUUGUGCAUAACAGGAUGGCUCGGAUUUAAGGUAUGCGAAUUGUACGUCGAAAUUAUUUCAGUCAUGUUUUCAGUUAAAAAUACAAUCGACUUUGAAAACAUUUAACUCUAUUUCGGUGCCAGUCAAAGACUAAAGUUGUACAGUAGAAAAGAGGCAAGGUAGCUCGAGGGUCAAGGUGUCGUUUGUGUUAGCUAUUUAGCAGCCUGCUAGCGACCUUGAGUAUCUAUAGUAGGUGUGACAAGAUGCUUACCUGGAUAGCUGCAAAUUUACCGUGGGCUGCAUAUGUUUAUUUUACUUGUUAGCGUAGGUUAAUAACCGAAUCUGGAAAAGAAGGCAUAAUAACAUUGAUCUUUGUGCAAAUAGCACCGUUGUCUGUUAGGACUUUGCUAGGCUAACGUUAUAUCCAUCAUUGUCUUCUGGGACUCUACAGGCAUGCUAAUACGGUAAGCUGAUAGAUCAAGUUUCCCUAACGAGGGCUGUGUGUGCUCUAACGUUGCUCAUAGUCUUUCUUUGGUUGCAUUUCCCAUAGAUAUGGUCUGUUGGACAGUCUUAACGUCACGGAAGCAUUUACAGGUUAGGUAUCGUUAACGUUAGUAUACGUUAGUCGAUACUUGCAUUGCGAUCUCGCUUAAUGAACGUAUUGUUUUCGCAUUUAUCAAAAUGGAAAAUUAUAAUUUAGUAAUAAACCCCUACAGGUACACCGAGUAAUCUGUCAAUCAUAACCUCUCAAUCAUACUCGCGUGCCAUAUUUAGAAAUGUGUGUGGUGUCGUCGAUACUUUUUUU